Caenorhabditis sp. 36 PRJEB53466 is the source of this 2011-nucleotide messenger RNA. The record is from the annotation of a GenBank genome assembly. NCBI's taxonomy places the organism in Eukaryota, Metazoa, Nematoda, Chromadorea, Rhabditida, Rhabditidae.
AUGACUUCGUCUUCUGGUUCGGAUUCAUCAGAUGAGGAGACAAAACCGAAAGUGGCGUCCUCGGACUCGGAUUCGGAUGAAGAGAUAAAACCGAAAAAGAAGAGCAGCGAUUCGAGCUCUAAAUCGAACGAAGAGAAGCCACAGUAAGCGUGCAAUCUAGUAAAUUGGACGGAAAAUUUGUUUUCAGACCAACUCAGACGAAGAAGAAGGCUUUGACGAAGAGAAAGAGGAAGGCGUCCGGAAGCAGUGAUGACGAUCAGGUCGACGCCUCGCUCUUCGUGGACAAAGAGGAUAAGGCAAGAUGGAAGCAGCUCACCGAGCUCGAAAAAGAGCAGGAGAUCUUCGAGAGGAUGGAAGCUCGCGAGAGUGCACUCGCUCGGGAAGAGAUCGCGCAACAGCUCGCCAAGAAGGCCAAUAAGGAGAAGGUUCCGAAGAAAGAGAAACGACGAAAAGUUGCCGGCGGCGGAACUUCUCCCAAACCCGGAUCCGACUCGGACUCCGAGAUGAACGCUGAAUUCCACAGACCGAGUGAUGUACGUUUUUUUAAAUGGUUUCUACAAUGCAUUUUAUUUUUUCCAGAUAAACCGUAAGCAUAAGGAGAAGAACGCGAUGGACGCUCUUAAAAGCAAACGCAAGGAGAUUGAGAAGAGAAACGCGAAAAACGCGGCGCUAUCAAUCGACGCCGUCUUCGGAGCGGCCAAUAGCGGAUCUUCAAGCUCGUCGAGCUCUAGCGCCAGUUCCCGAUCCUCGUCGAGCUCCCGUGAUUCCUCACCGGAACGUGCCACCGAGCAGGAGAAAGCAACCAAGAAAGAGGUAGACAGUCUUGGCGAACUCCGCAAGGCUCGGCUCUCGCGCCACAAACUCUCGCUGAUGGUCCACGCGCCGUUCUUCAACGCGACCGUCAUCGGAUGCUACGUGCGUCUCGGGCAGGGAAUGAUCAGCGGAUCGGAGAGCAAGUACAAGAUAUGGAAGAUCAUCGAAGUCGAAGAGACGAACAAAGUAUACGAGCUGGAGGGAAAGCGCACGAACAAGAGCAUUAAAUGCCAGCAUGGUCGCUCGGAACGAGUGUUCCGUAUGCAGUUCGUCUCGAAUUCGGAAUUCGAACAAGUCGAGUUUGAGGAAUGGUUAAUCGCCUCCAAGACCAACGGCAACGUGCCGACUGCCGAUUUGAUGGAGAAAAAGCGGCUGGACAUUGAGAAGGCGGUGAAUCACAAGUACUCGGACCGGGAAGUCGAUGCGAUGCUCAAGGAGAAGAGCAAGUUCCAGAAGGUUCCGAGGAACUUUGCGAUGACGAAAGCGUCACUUUCGAAGCAGAAAGAGAUUGCGCAGCAGACGGGAGACAUUCGGGAAGCCGAACGAAUCCAGAAGGAGAUCGACGAGAUCGAGCGACAUGCCGACGACCUGGACAAGCAGAGAACCCAGUCGAUUAGCAGCAUUGCGUUCAUCAAUCAUCGCAACAGGAACAAGAUCAAGGAUCAAGUGCUCAGUGGUGCGCUGAAAAUUGAGGAGAAUUCGCAGGACGAUCCGUUCACACGUAAAAAGGGUGGAAUGCGAAUUGUGUCGGGAUCAAAGUCCAAACUCGACGGAUCGAUUUCCGCCUCUUCCUCUUCUACCAAUCGUAAUUUUAUAUUUCAUUGAUCAGAGUCAUAACUCCUUUUUCUACAGUUGCCGACGCCCGACACCAUGAUUCGGUGGCGAGACCAACUCAACCCCCUUCGUCCUUGGCGAAAGGCAAUAAAAAGUCGGCGGAUCUGGCGAGUCUGCACAACUUCGAACUGGACAUCGACCUGACGAAGCUGAACGACUUCACCAUCCCGGAUUCGAUGGCUAGCAAGCGUCCAACUUUGCCAGCCGCUACAAAGUAAGCAGGAAGAGAAGCCGAUAAUAAAUAACAAUCGUUUUUUGCAGAGGACUUUCGCUCUCGGAGUACCGAAUGCGUCGCACCGGCGGAAGUGACGUCGGAGCCGCAGGAGCCGGGCCGUCGACGUCUUCCUCCUCGUCGGGCGUUUAA